CGCCUCGCCUCCCCUGGCCGCCGGACGCACCGGCGGCCGCCCGUCCCCAUGAUGGCCUCAACCGCCACCUGCACCAGGUUCACCGACGAGUACCAGCUCUUCGAGGAGCUCGGGAAAGGGGCAUUCUCGGUUGUGAGGCGAUGUAUGAAAAUCACCACAGGACAGGAGUAUGCUGCCAAAAUCAUCAACACCAAAAAGCUCUCGGCCAGGGAUCACCAGAAACUGGAAAGAGAAGCUAGAAUCUGUCGUCUCUUGAAGCAUCCUAAUAUCGUGCGGCUUCAUGACAGCAUAUCAGAAGAGGGAUUCCAUUACUUAGUCUUUGACUUAGUCACUGGAGGCGAAUUGUUUGAAGAUAUAGUUGCAAGAGAGUAUUACAGUGAAGCAGAUGCCAGUCAUUGUAUACAGCAGAUUCUAGAAAGUGUUAAUCAUUGUCAUCUAAAUGGCAUAGUUCACAGAGACCUGAAGCCUGAGAACUUACUUUUAGCUAGCAAAUCCAAGGGAGCAGCAGUAAAACUGGCAGACUUUGGUUUGGCUAUAGAAGUCCAAGGGGAACAACAGGCUUGGUUUGGCUUUGCUGGCACUCCAGGAUACCUUUCUCCAGAAGUCUUACGGAAAGAUCCAUAUGGAAAACCUGUGGAUAUGUGGGCAUGUGGUGUCAUUCUGUAUAUCCUCCUGGUGGGUUAUCCUCCUUUCUGGGAUGAAGACCAGCACAGACUUUACCAGCAGAUAAAGGCUGGUGCUUAUGAUUUUCCCUCUCCAGAGUGGGAUACAGUGACUCCUGAAGCAAAAGACCUUAUCAAUAAAAUGCUUACCAUCAACCCUGCAAAACGUAUCACAGCUUCAGAAGCACUAAAGCAUCCAUGGAUCUGUCAACGUUCUACUGUUGCCUCUAUGAUGCACAGACAGGAGACUGUAGAUUGCUUGAAGAAAUUCAACGCAAGAAGAAAACUAAAGGGGGCCAUUUUGACAACUAUGCUGGCUACCAGAAAUUUCUCAGCAGCCAAGAGUUUACUGAAAAAGCCAGAUGGAGUUAAGGAGUCCACAGAGAGUUCCAAUACAACCAUUGAAGAUGAAGAUGUGAAAGCUCGUAAGCAGGAGAUUAUCAAGGUUACUGAGCAGUUGAUUGAAGCUAUCAACAAUGGGGACUUCGAAGCUUACACAAAAAUCUGUGAUCCAGGCCUUACAUCCUUUGAGCCUGAAGCUUUGGGUAAUCUAGUAGAAGGGAUGGACUUUCAUCGGUUUUACUUUGAAAAUGCUUUAUCCAAAAGUAAUAAGCCAAUCCACACCAUUAUCCUCAAUCCUCAUGUCCACCUUGUGGGUGAUGAUGCUGCUUGCAUUGCAUACAUACGGCUCACGCAGUACAUGGAUGGAAGUGGGAUGCCAAAGACAAUGCAGUCAGAGGAAACACGGGUCUGGCACCGUCGUGACGGGAAAUGGCAGAAUGUUCACUUUCACCGUUCAGGGUCACCAACAGUACCUAUCAAUGCCUAGCACAGCGGGAUCCCAUUCAUGACUUCGGCCCCUAAAUGCUACGCUAAAAUUAUCAGCGGUGCCGCUCUUGUAUUAUCUGUACCCAACGCACCUGGUUUAGUACCAUCUUGGCCAUCCCGUUCUCUUCAUGAAUGUUUCUGAGUGCAUGAAGUUGUGAAGGUUCUUCAUGUAACACAUUUGUGAUGCACCAUUUUGCUGUGUAUUCCAUCUGUACACUGUUAACAUUUCAAUGAAGGUGGUGUUCCAAGCAAAUAGAAAAUAGCAAGGCAGAAAAGAAAAAAAAAAUACACUUCAUGUACAGCAGUAUAUACAGGAUACAUUUGUCAUCUUUUCUCCAUUUAUGCCAAGUUUUGACAGCCAACUUCAAAAACUAUCCUAUUUAUAAAAAAGAAAAGAAACAAAAAAUACACUUUACCCUCUUUUCUUAAGAACUGUUUUUUGACUCCUUUUCCCUUGAGUCCUCCUUGGUUUUGCUUUCAUUCUGAUAGGAGUGGUUAGGAUUUCUGCUGGCAGCUCUGUUAUUAUAAAACAGAUUUUUAUUAUAUCUUGUAGAUGGACAAAAUCACUGAUAAUUGAGGAAGUGAUAAUAUCUUGGCUUUGUACCAGCUGAAGGCUUCUUAGUUUAUUAGUCUAUGUCAACUGGAAAAAUCUUAUGAUUUGCUGGCUUGAUUACUUCAGGAUUAACUGUCAAUAUUCUGGCUAGUCAGCAUUCUUCUUUUUUUUCAUUGAAGUUUUUACCUUUGCUUUCAUACUAUGCUAAAUGAAAAUUUAUAUUGGAUAAUUAAUCAGAAUUAAAAAUCAUAAGGAACUAAGUGACAAUUGAGAGGCAGGUUUCGUUUAAAAAGAGAUUCUAAAGAGAUCUAAAAAAUAGAUUUUUAUCACUUUUAGAGUGCACUGUAAAGUUAGUAAGGAGUCUUUAAAGCAUUUUACAUUUUUGUUUAAGCUGUAGACCACAUCAGUGGUUAGUAUACUCUAGAAGUAUUAGGCCUUAAAAGCUUAGUAUGAACAGUUUGUUUACUUUCCAAUGUUGCUGUUGCUUCUCUGGAAAUGUAUUAUAUCUACACCAGUUUUCUAGUAAGGCUGUAGUACCUUUCCACAGAUUUGGUUUUUUUCCCACUUCGCCCUCAUUCUGUUCUUGGUUUAUGAAAAUCAUCAGGCAGCAUACAAUAUCAAGGACAGCAAUCUCUGCAGUUUUACUAGUUUGUUUUGGCUCUUUAUCCCUAGUUGCAAAUGUCUGUACAUUGUGCAGGGAAUGCUCUCAAUGUCGGUUCGGAACACAAACUUUGUGACAGGGACCGUUUUUGCUUCCCUUACAGAGCUGUGAGAGUGCAUCCUUGCAAGGAUUUAGGCUUAUUCCUUUCCAUUUACAUAGAAGAACGCAGGGAUCAGUUAUUUCUUUUUCAUUUGUUAAUUAUUUUAUUACCAACAGGGCUAACUGUUUUCUGCAGCGCUGUAUAGUGCAUGAUAUCUCAGUGCUCUUUUUAGCAGUGAAAACUUCACAACUCAGCAGCCUGAAGUUUAUAAAAUGGGAAAGCUUCCUAAUUUGUAUAAUUCCACCUUUCUGUGUUGUUACUAAUCAAAAGCAGUUCUUAAACAUUUUGAUGUUGUUGCUAGUGGAUGUAUGGUAGAUGGAUUUAAGCUUCUCUGAUAAUUAUUACAUGAUUUUAAACGUAUAUAUUUAAAAUAAGCAUCUACAAUAAAUGUGUUGAGCCAUAUUAA
Messenger RNA from Centrocercus urophasianus (Greater sage-grouse), 3210 nucleotides. It is a transcript of the gene CAMK2D, whose product is annotated as calcium/calmodulin dependent protein kinase II delta. Gene Ontology annotation, biological process: protein phosphorylation. The record is from RefSeq and is a predicted model, not a curated record. The transcript is spliced from 19 exons. Lineage: Eukaryota; Metazoa; Chordata; Aves; Galliformes; Phasianidae. Gene Ontology annotation, cellular component: neuron projection; cytoplasm. Bases 49 to 1491 code for a protein of 480 amino acids. Gene Ontology annotation, molecular function: calmodulin binding; calcium/calmodulin-dependent protein kinase activity; ATP binding.